Xenia sp. Carnegie-2017 is the source of this 465-nucleotide messenger RNA. RefSeq names its product THAP domain-containing protein 5-like. The record is from RefSeq and is a predicted model, not a curated record. The transcript has 3 exons. Bases 1 to 465 code for a protein of 154 amino acids. Lineage: Eukaryota; Metazoa; Cnidaria; Anthozoa; Malacalcyonacea; Xeniidae.
AUGUCAGCGGCUUGUAUUGACGUCAUAUCGUCAAUUGCUCCUCAAAGCUUUAUAAUACGGAGAGAAAAUCUACCUCCUCUGCAAUACUGUUACGUUUGCAGCGAGCACUUUGCUCCCGAUUGUUUUGAAUCGGACCUAAGACAGAAACUUACACCAUGGCAACCUUUAAAAAGGCGACUGAAGCGGGAUGCAGUACAAUCGAUCUUUUCAUUUGGCCCUGAACCCAGUAAAAAGCGUCUGUCUAGCGAGCAUCGUACAGAGAAACGUCAGGCUGACCAAGACAAGGAGGAACUUUCAAAUAUUUUAGAACAAUGUUCCUCCACAAGUACAAAUGUUUUCUCAGUGGUUGAGCCAGAAGCAAAUAACAGUUGUGAUUUGGGUGCGUCUGACAGUCCUGAAGCAUUGCCAACUAAUUAUUGCAAGCCACAAACAAAGAUGCAUCAACACAGUGUUCAUUUGUUGUGA